Medicago truncatula (barrel medic) is the source of this 1540-nucleotide messenger RNA. Its product is annotated as serine/arginine-rich splicing factor SR34A. NCBI's taxonomy places the organism in Eukaryota, Viridiplantae, Streptophyta, Magnoliopsida, Fabales, Fabaceae. Gene Ontology annotation, cellular component: cytoplasm; nucleus. Gene Ontology annotation, molecular function: mRNA binding. The transcript is spliced from 14 exons. The coding region runs from base 436 to 1257 and encodes 273 amino acids. The record is from RefSeq and is a predicted model, not a curated record.
GCCCAAACCCGUUUCGGAUCCAUAGAUUUAAACCCUAAUCUCUUGCCUCAAACUCUUCGUUUCUUCUCUCGAUUUCGUAGGGAUCUUGUUCCAGCUUCGGCUUCAGUUUUGCAGCGAUUGGGUGCUCAAGCUGUAAUCUUUCUGAUGACAAGCGCUUGGACAAAUUUGAGCUUUGCAAUCAAACAUAGGGAAUAUAGAGUGGGAGUGGGAGAAUCGGGGUGGAGUUGUGGUUAUUUUUUUAAAUAAUUGGAGAUUCUUCCUCACUCUCAGAAGGAUUAUGCUUGCUAAUUUUCUGGAAAGGAUGAGGAGAGCAAAUUUAUUUUCAAUAUUGUUAUAGCUUUGGAGCAUCUUUGGAGCAAAUGAGCAAUGGAGCUUGUGGAGCACGGCUCUCUUCAAGGAUUGCUCUCUUGAACUGUACAAUUUCUCCAAUCAAAUAUGAGUAGUCGCUUUUCUCGCACAAUCUAUGUUGGCAACCUGCCCGCUGAUAUAAGAGAAUCAGAAAUUGAAGAUCUGUUCUACAAGUAUGGCCGCAUAAUGGAAAUUGAAUUGAAGGUUCCUCCUCGCCCUCCAUGUUAUUGUUUUGUUGAGUUUGACAAUGCUCGAGAUGCUGAAGAUGCAAUUCGGGGUCGUGAUGGUUACAACUUUGAUGGUUGUCGAUUAAGAGUGGAGCUCGCCCAUGGAGGCAGAGGGCCAUCAUCAAGUGACCGACGUGGGUAUGGUGGUGGUGGCGGCGGCGGUGGAAGAGGCGGCGGCGGUGAUAGUGCUGGUGGGGGCCGUUUUGGUGUCUCUCGCCAUUCUGAAUUUCGAGUUAUUGUUCGAGGACUCCCAUCUUCUGCAUCCUGGCAGGAUUUGAAGGAUCAUAUGCGAAAAGCUGGUGAUGUUUGCUUUGCUGAAGUUUCCCGUGACAGUGAAGGGACUUUUGGCCUUGUUGAUUACACUAAUUACGAUGACAUGAAAUAUGCUAUUCGGAAAUUGGAUGACACUGAGUUCAGAAAUCCUUGGGCGAGAUCAUAUAUUCGGGUUAGGAAGUAUGAGAGCAGUCGUUCAAGGAGCCGCAGCAGAAGCCCCAGCAGGAGCAGAAGUCCGAAAAGGGCCAGAAGUAGGUCUUUGGAGCGAUCUGUUUCUAGGUCACGGUCUAUUUCCAGAUCCAGAUCAGCAUCACCAAUCAAGCCUGCCAGGCCACGAUCACCAUCACGUUCAGCGUCUCCGCGAUCACCGCCGCGAUCACCACGCCAGGUUCUGUCUGGUAGCGGUUGAUUUGCUGACAAAUGCAGGCGGAUCUCUGAAGCUCCUGCAUUAUUCUGGGAUAUUGGAAUUAUGUUUGAGUGGAUUUGAAUUAUUUAAUGGAUAAUUACUGUACCAGAGUUGUUUUAUUGGGUUUAAUCAGUUUGGUUACUCUGUAGGGCUUAAACUAGACUAGACUUGCUGCUACCAUUUUGGUCUUGUUUUUCUAUUAAACAUGAAUGUUGGAUAUUUGCCUGGCUAUUGUCCUUUUUUCAACACAAGGUAUAAUACUAUUAGCAUUUUGAGACAUUUUUAA